UAAAGCGCGAGGAGAUGAUGUGCUGAUGUCAGGCGCUUGAGUGCUGCAUUCAUGCUGCAGGGUGGAUGUCUUCUUGAUCUGUUCCCGAUUCACACAUGCAAACCUGACGAGCAAGAUGGGGAUCGUCACCAAACACUGCGUGAUUAUAUCGGCGGUAUUAUUGCUUCUGAUCCCGUCGGCGAACACCGGGAAAAGGGCGUUUAAAUGUCCGUCCUCGUGCAGCUGCUCGAAGGAGUCGAUUAUCUGCGUCGGGUCUUCUUACGUCCCGAGAUACAUUCCCAACGAUGUCAGUUCACUGAGUAUUGUGAACGGGACCUUCUUCGAGGUCAAAGAGGCGAUGUUCGCUCACACCCCGUCCUUACAGUUACUGUUGCUUAACUCCAAUGCUCUCACCACAGUACGGGAUGAUGCAUUUUCUGGCCUUUCACACCUGGAGUACCUGUUUAUAGAAAACAACAAGAUUGAGACGGUAUCAAAAUACUCUUUUAGAGGACUCAGGGAUUUGACCCACCUGUCUUUGGCAAACAACAACCUUAAAGCUUUGCCACGAGAUCUAUUCAUAGAUCUGGAUUCAUUGAUAGAUCUAGAUCUAAGGGGCAAUGCCUUCGAAUGUGACUGCAGAGCGAAGUGGCUGAUGUUGUGGCUGAAGAGCACUAAUGCCACCGUUUCAGACGUCCUCUGUGCCGGGCCUGAAGAGAUGAAAGGCAAACGGCUCAAUGACAUGGCAAGCUUACAUAAUGAGUGCGUCUCCCCCGAUUUUAUUCCUCUUCAUUCUGUGUCUGCUGAGUCUUUGUCCAUCGACACGUUCUCCCACAAGAAAGAUGUGUAUGUGGCCAUCGCUGCUCCAAACAUCGAGAGCUGCAUGGUUCUCCAAUGGGACCACAUCGAAAUGAACUUCAGGAGUUAUGACAACAUCACAGGUCAGUCCAUCGUUGCCUGCAAGUCCGUGAUCAUCCAGGACCAGGUGUUUGUCAUUGUUGCUCAACUCUUCGGUGGUUCUCACAUCUAUAAGUUUGAUGAGAACCAAAGCAAGUUCUCCAAAUUCCAGGACAUUGAAGUUUCUAAAAUUUCCAAGCCGAACGACAUUGAGGCCUUCCUGAUUGGCAACGACUGGUUUUUCAUCAUCGCCGACAGCUCCAAAGCCGGUCUGUCCACCCUCUACAAAUGGAACGACAAGGGUUUCUACUCUUACCAGUCUCUUCACGAAUGGUUUCGGGAUACUGAUGCUGAGUUUGUCGAUUUGGACGGGAAGGCUCAUCUCAUCCUGGCGAGCCGUUCUCAAGUACCGGUCAUCUACCAGUGGAGCAGGAGCGCCCAGAAGUUUAACUUACACGGGGAGAUUCCCAACAUGGAAGACGUGGUUGCCGUCAAGGCCUUCCGGAUCAAAGAGGAGCUGUAUCUGGCCAUGACACGAUACAUCGGUGACUCAAAGGUCUUGCACUGGACCGCUAAAGAUUUCUCCGAGGUGCAGGCGCUUCCUUCAAGAGGGUCCAUGAUCCUGCAACCGUUUUCCUUCAAAGAAAGAUACUACCUGGCUCUGGGAAGCGACUACACGUUCUCACAGAUCUAUCUGUGGGAUGACGAAACAAAGAUUUUCGAGCGAUUCAAGGAAGUCUACAUCCAGGCUCCACGUUCCUUCACUGUGGUCUCCACCGACCGGAGGGACUUCAUAUUCGCUUCCAGUUUCAAGGGGAGCACGCAGAUCUUUGAGCAUAUCAUCAUCGAUCUGAGUCUUUAAGUGCUGUUGUGGACACGGCCUCGUAUUUUUUGGGUGUAUGUUAUGGGGUCCGGGAAGAAAAGUGAAUUUGGCAUUAUCAGGUUCACAGAAAUAAGUAUUAUGCCUAUUACGUGUCAAUCAUAUGUAGUUUUAUAUUGAUUCUGGGUCGGCCCUGACAGUUUUCAUUGUGAUGUAUUGGAAAUGUUGCAGGACGUGUGGAGCUCAGAUUGCUAAAAAGACUCGCAUUUGUCCACCUGUAACUAUCUAAAUCUCUUCUUUCUUCUAAGCAUUUCAAAACUCUGCUGUGAUACCAUGCAUGAUAUAGCUGCAAACAAGGCAUGUAUACAACGUUUGAAAUAUAGAUACGGGUGACAAAUGCAAUUCUUUUAACUUAAAUGACAUUUAAAACCUUAACAAGAAUAUAUUUCCUUUAUAGUUUCAAUGUUUUGUGGAUCACAUCUUUGCUGGUGAACAGACAGCUCUGUAAUGGUAAGUAAAUAGUCAGUUGAAAUAGGAGUAUCAUCUUUGUGGAGUAUAAUUAAUCAAAACUUCAUUUUUAGUUGGUGCACUGAAAUCCUGUAACUACAUGAACUGUUUGGUAAAGUCCAGGCAAAAUUUUACCCUAAAAUCAAAAGGAAAACAAUGUUGCACAUUUAGAAAAUGAGGCCUGGUUUAAGGACCAUUAAGAUAUUAAGAUUCACUUUUAUGACAAUAUUAUGGAUUAAGCACCCCACACCCCAAUAUUGUCUCUUUACUCAUAUUGAUUUAUUAUGUUGCUUAAAUGCAAUAAAUCUAGUGAUGCUACGUUCUUGACCUGGACAUGUUCAGCAAGACGUUUAUGCUUAAAAUACAGGGAAAAUGUCAAAAGCACAAGCCUUUAAACGAUCAUACACAUGUUUCCAGAAAAUGUAUCUUGCAGAGUAAAAUCAAACAUUAAACCUAAAAUGCAGGUUAUAAAUUAAUUUUUGGAUGGAGAAUUUUGUUUAAUUCUAUGAAUGUAAAUAACUUAAAAUUGUACUAGUGGAAAAAAUGUUGAAUGUCUGACUUGAUUUGAUAAAAGGUAAAAUAAGAACUUCCAUUUCCUUGCUGUUUUGCAAGCUGGAACAUAACUCUAAACAAUGAUUGGAGCCUGCAAAAGCAUGAGAUUCAGCUCUUUAUCUUCAAUAACUUCUAAAUCUAAAAGCAAAACAAAAGGUUACUUAUUCAUUUCAGUUUUAGCAAUGUAAUAAAAUAUAAUUUAAUUAUCAUUGUACUUAUUUUUAUUAUUUGUUGAAUGCUAGUCAUAUGUCUUUUAAUACACAUGUAAAUAAAUGCUUAUGA
This is a messenger RNA of Triplophysa rosa, 3037 nucleotides long. RefSeq names its product leucine-rich repeat LGI family, member 2a (gene lgi2a). Gene Ontology annotation, molecular function: protein binding. Gene Ontology annotation, biological process: inhibitory synapse assembly. NCBI's taxonomy places the organism in Eukaryota, Metazoa, Chordata, Actinopteri, Cypriniformes, Nemacheilidae. Bases 116 to 1738 code for a protein of 540 amino acids. The record is from RefSeq and is a predicted model, not a curated record. The transcript has 8 exons.